AUGAAAGAGCUCGUACGGGUCUACCGUCGCAGCGUCUACUACGGACACGUCUCGUUUUGUUAAAAAAAUUUAUUCUGAAUCACAAGCACAGUGUUCGUACUAGAGUGCACAUAAAAUGAAAACAAAAACAAUCGGCCGCAUUGCCAUCGUCGUUUCUAUUCUGACGAUGGCGUACUACAUUUCCAACAAACUCCGUUCUGUGCCAUACAAUUCGCAAAAAAUCAAUCAAACCGGACAAUAUCAACCAUUUUACGGUUACACAAUUGUCGCAAUGAUUGAUCCAUCUCUAACAACGUUAGCUCAACGAAUCGAACAAUUUUUACGUACAUCCAGCCUAUCAGCCAGUUAUUCACCACUACCCGCUUCGACUUAUCACAUGACAAUCUACUCAAUCUAUCAAUGUGGCAAUCGAAUGAUUCCACCAAUCAAACGAUGGGCUGAUGCAACCGGUGUCAUACUAUCAUCAAGCCGUUGGCUUCCGGAUGAUGUAUUGCAAGACCAAAACGAUAAGGCAAUGUGCAUUAUCGGUAAGUACCUCGUUGAACCGUUACGUAUCAGGUACGCUCGUUUGACUAUUAACGAGCGAGGCAUAAAGUUGCUGCUGGAAGUGGACGAAAGGAGUAUGACGCUGAUUCGGAAUGCUCGCGAUCAAUUUGCAAAGAUUUACGAAAAUGACGACCUGUCAUUGGAACCAAUCGAUGAGAAACUUCACAUGGGGCUUGCGUAUGUUUAUGCGCCAGCCGGAAAGCAGCUGGACGUGAAUGAACGGAAAGAACUCAUGGAGUUGAUAGAAACCUUCAACGGCAAAACUUUUGUCGUACCAUCGGUCUAUGUCUUCGAUAGCAUGACCAAUUACAUUCCGUAUCGAAAGAGUCACAGAGUGACCGAAUGUUGAUCAGUCACAUUUCACCAUCUUCUAAUAAAUAAAAUUGCGCCUCUUCAUCUCGGUUUUAUUGUCUUCUGUCGAUUGCGUUUCUAACUCAACUUAGCGUGCUCGCAGACAGGCAGCCAUUUUUCACUGAUUUUGGCAUCUUUGAACAACCUAAAUUGAUUUGUAGUCAGAGAAAUGAUAACAGAUGGUGUUGCUUUGGCCCAGCCUGAUAGAAUUCAAGGCUGUAAACUUUGGAAAGGUCGAUAAGAAAAAUCCCUGAUGAUGACUGCGUGGCAGUCGAAACCCGGUUGGAAGUAGAUAGAUGUUAAGUGCAAUUUAAAUAAAAAUGUUUGUUUUC
Bradysia coprophila is the source of this 1229-nucleotide messenger RNA. RefSeq lists its product as uncharacterized. NCBI's taxonomy places the organism in Eukaryota, Metazoa, Arthropoda, Insecta, Diptera, Sciaridae. The record is from RefSeq and is a predicted model, not a curated record.